Molecule: messenger RNA, 1271 nt
Organism: Anarrhichthys ocellatus (wolf-eel)
Lineage: Eukaryota; Metazoa; Chordata; Actinopteri; Perciformes; Anarhichadidae
Product: E3 ubiquitin-protein ligase HERC2-like
Exons: 7
Coding region: 297-1256 (319 amino acids)
Source: RefSeq, a predicted model, not a curated record
CCUGUGUAGCUGCUGCUCUACUGAUGAGAGGAGACACCUGCAGCUCUGCAACAGUCUGAUUAUGUCUGCAGCUGGUUCAGGGUGCUUCCCGUCAAUGAUGGCGUGUGUUUGUUUGUUUGUUGUGCGCUGCAGGCGUGCAGUCAGACAGCGACUCGUCGUCCGCAGUGAACAACAAGCUGAGCGGGCCGAGCAGCGUGAAGCCGAACCGACCCUCGCUGGCCAAGAUCCUCCUCAGUCUGGAUGGAAACUUGGCCAAACAGCAGGCUCUGUCUCACGUGCUGUCGGCCCUCCAGAUCAUGUAUGCGAGGGAUGCGGUGGUCGGUGCUCUGAUGCCGGCCAGCAUGAUCCUACCGGCGGAGUGUCCUUCCAGCUCCCCGGUUCCGCCGUCAGACUCCUCAUCCUCGUCCAGCGUGAGCGAUGAAGAAGGUCCUCCUGUGCUGCCUGAAGCCGAGGAACGUGUCAGCCCCAAUCCCUGGCAGGACAAGAAGGGAGAGGCUCCCUCAUCAGAGGACGCCGUCACCCCGUCAUCAGCCAUCACUCCCUCCGCCUCCGGAGCCUCCUCGCGUCCUUUCAUCCCCGUCACCGAUGACCCCGGAGCCGCCAGCAUCAUAGCCGAAACCAUGACCAAGACCAAAGAGGACUCUGAGAGCCAGAGUAAAGUGGUCGGUCCGGAGCCUCAGUACCUGGACGAGUUCACCAGUCUGCUGGUGCCGGAUGAUACCCGCGUGAUGGUGGACCUGCUCAAACUGGCCGUGUCCUGUCGCUCUGGGGAGAAGGGCAAGGAGGUCCUGUCUGCUGUGCUGUCUGGGAUGGGAACGGCUUAUCCUCAGGUUGCUGACAUGCUGCUGGAGUUGUGUGUCACCGAGUUGGAGGAUGUUGCCACGGACUCGCAGAGCGGCCGACUGUCCUCCCAGCCGGUCGUUGUGGAGAGCAUCCAUCCGUACACAGACGACACCUCCACCAGUGGAACCGUGAAGAUCCCAGGAGCCGAGGGUCUGAGGAUAGAGUUCGACAGACAGUGUUCCACCGAGCGACGCCACGACCCGCUGACGAUCAUGGACGGAGCCAAUAGGAUCGUCUCUGUCAGAUCAGGUCGGGAGUGGUCCGACUGGUCCAGCGAGUUGAGGAUCCCCGGAGAUGAACUCAAGUGGAAAUUCACCAGCGACGGCUCGGUGAACGGGUGGGGCUGGCGCUUCACCGUCUACCCCAUCAUGCCGGCUGCUGGUGAGCUUCCAACACACAUAACACUCUCAUAAUUCAUCUCUAAUAUC